AUGCCGUCCAAUUUCAAGUUAAUCUACUACAAUCUGACGGGUCGCGGGGAGCCCAUCCGGAUGCUCCUCACCUACGGGGGCGUACCGUUCGAAGACAGCCGCUUCGAAUGGGACGAUUGGCCCAAAAUCAAACCCACUAUGCCUUUGGGACAGGUACCGGUGUUGGAGAUCGAUGGUAAACGGUACACGCAAACCAUCCCGCUCUGCAGGUACCUGGGGAGGAUGUUGAAGCUGGACGGGAAGGACGAUAUGGAGAAUUUAGCUAUAGAUUCGGCCGUAGAGAUACUUUGGGACGUACUAAAAGUGGCGUACGAACGUAAUUGGGAGACUUCGGAUGAGAAAAAGAAGCAACUGGACGCGAAAUUACACACACUAUCGCCGUUGUUGUUGGGUAAACUCGAAGAGGACGUCAAGAGAAACGGCGGGUUUAUCGCUUUAAACAGGAUAACAUGGGCUGAUAUCGUGUUCUUGUGCUCCUACGAAGACAUGAUGAAUUUGGUGCCGGAAAAGGACCCGUUCGAGGGCUUCGCGAAUUUGAGGCAGCUGAAAAACAAAUUGCUCGAGAACGAAAAUCUGAGGGAGUAUAUUAAGAAGAGGCCGGUCAAUAAGAUGAUGAACCGAUUCUCUUUGAUAAGCGAUUUGUAA
Messenger RNA from Phyllotreta striolata, 645 nucleotides. The record is from the annotation of a GenBank genome assembly. NCBI's taxonomy places the organism in Eukaryota, Metazoa, Arthropoda, Insecta, Coleoptera, Chrysomelidae.